Molecule: messenger RNA, 2896 nt
Organism: Oryzias latipes (Japanese medaka)
Lineage: Eukaryota; Metazoa; Chordata; Actinopteri; Beloniformes; Adrianichthyidae
Source: RefSeq, a predicted model, not a curated record
GUGUGCAUGUGCUUGUGUUCUACAAUGUAAGGUCAGGAGGAAGAGAAGAAAGAGCUCUUUCUCCUCCAUGGAGGCCAACAUGCCUCCAUGAGCUGUUUUCAUGGCUGAGUUCUUCCUCUCUGUCGUCAUGGAUCCGUUUGCUUCAGUGGUCGUCGUGACAACAAAGUGGAAGCUCACAUUAUUUACUGAACGGCAAGCAGCGAUGUUUAUGAUCAGCUUCAAACCCUCGCUGUUUCUUCUUCUUCAGGUGAUUCCAGACGUCGCCUCAUGCUUCCUGACAGCGUCCGCGUGCAGCAGCCGAGCGGCUCCAUUCGGCGUGGAUGGAUUGGUAUGGGGAGAAGCGGAGCCCUCCUCGCGGCUCGGCGGCAGCUCUGGGACAGUGUCGCGGCCACCAUGCUCCUCCUGGCUCUGCUCUGCCCCGCGGCUCACUGCCAGCAGUGUCGGAUCAAGAGGUGUAACACGGAUUACGUGGCGUCUACGUCUCCGGCCAGCGGCCUCCAGGAGGAUGCGGCUGUGGACUACUGCACUGCCCUGCGGGCCUAUGCUCUGUGCACAAAGCGACAGGCGUGCAGUUGCCGUGGCGACCUUGUCUACCACUCAGCCGUCUUUCGCAUUAAGGAGUUAUUCUCUAAACACAACUGCUCCAGCGAUGGGCCCGCUAAAGCCCCCAGCACGUCCCGGCCGGCGGUUCAUGUUCAGGGUUUCUCCAUGAAUUUUUUAGAUGCUCACUGCCAGCAGUGUCGGAUCCAGAGGUGUAACGCCAACUACGUGGCGUCCACGUCUCUGGCCAGCGGCCUCCAGGAGGACGCGUCUGUGGAUGUGGACUACUGCAUUGCCCUGCGGGCCUAUGCUCUGUGCGUGAAGCGUCAGGCACGCAGCUGCCGGGGCGAUCUGGUCUACCACUCAGCUGUCUUCCCCAUUAAGGAGUUAUUCUUUAAGCACAACUGCUCCAGCGACGGCCCCACCUCGUUCGCCAAAUCCCCCAGCACGCCCCGGCCGGCUGCGUCUGAGCUCUGCAACUAUGAGAACCGGGUCCUGAUGUCCGGCUCGGCCGCUCAGCAGAAGAAGUACGCCCACUGUGGAUUAUUUGGAGAUCCACACCUACGAACUUUCCGAGAUGAGUUUCAGACCUGCAAGGUGGAGGGGGCGUGGCCACUGAUCGAUAACCGCUUCCUGUCGGUGCAGGUGACCAAUGUCCCUGUUGUCCUCGGCUCAAGCGCCACAGCAACCAGCAAGAUCACAGUCAUCUUCAAGUCGUACCUCGGCUGCUCGGAUCAGAAGGUGUACCAGGCCACCACAGACGACCUGCCGCUGGCAUUCCAGGACGGGACUCGAAGUGGCGGCGAGAGCGGCAGUCUGAGCGUCUCGGAGAGAGGCGGCUCCGGUGUGGGUCGGCAGGUGAGGAUCCAGGCCCGUUACAUCGGCACCUCCAUCAUCAUCAGGCGGGUGGGCAGCUACCUGACCUUCGCCAUCCGCAUGCCCGAGGACACCCUGGACUUCUCUGAGGACGGCGGUGGCCUGCAGCUGUGCCUGCACGGCUGUCCUCGAAACGAGCUCAUCAAAGAGCACACCGUGAGCCGCCAAAGCCAGCGCCCCCGUCUGCAGGGCGCCAACACUGAGCCGGGCCCUCUGCGGCCUCCCCACCAGGCCUACACGGUGGAGCGAGCCACUGCCAAGUGCAGAGAGACCCUGCAGGUGGAGGACGUGUAUUUCCAGUCCUGCGUGUUCGACUUGCUGACCACAGGCGACCCCGAGUUCUCCAUGGCGGCCUACGGCGCCCUGGAGGACUUGAAGGCGCUUCCACCCAGUAAACUGAAGCAGAACCCCCCCAGGACUCCUCCCAAUCCCAGCAGAGGGGCGUCUGGGACGCUGGCAGCAGCGCCCGGCCUCCUGCUCUCUCUCCUCUGCAUCCUGCUGCUGUAAAACACGGAACAAAGAGAACGGGGAAGAUCUGCCAGCUAAGAGACGGAAGAAGAGAUGUCGGAUCUUUAAAGAAAAAGAUCUGAACUUUUGAAGGAUUUAAUUUUUACGUGAAAAUAUUUCCAGUUUUUCAGGAUUAAAUGAGCGUUUUUCAAUCAAAGAUGGACAGGUGUACCAUGGGAAAUUAUUCAGUUAUAGCUAAUUGGUCUAAAAACAUUUUCUAUUGUCAGGAUUUCAUCUCAUUAGGACCAGGUAGAAAUAAGCAGCACUAAAUAAGCAUUUAGUCUUUGGGUUUAUUUGAUUCUCAUUCAGUUGAUAAGGACGCCUGUGUGUUUCUAUGCAGACAACAGUUUCAUUUAAAUUUCCAUUUUGGGUUGAUGCUGUGCCUUAGGACUUUUUUCAGAGUGGCUCCAAAAACGGUUGAAAAACAGAACUAAAUGAGGAACCAGUCAUAUGAAAACCAUUUCAGAGCCUCUGUUAAUUACCUUUCAGCCUAGAUGGUGUCAGGACUUUUCUCAGCGGGAAACCUGGAGCUGCGUUCUCUGAUGCCGCUCAGGUCCAGGAGGAACACUCCGGCUCGGAUGAUAACGUUUGGGAACGCAGAGCAGAGCCACUCAGAGAUCCCAUGUGUGAUCCAGAACAGCGUGGGAUUUUAUUUUUAAAAGUUUCUUUUCCUUCGAUUUCCUGAGAAAAAUGCAGGAACCAGCAACUGUCUGUAGAAACUACCUAAACUCAACAUUUACUUCCUGUGAAAGUCGCUCCUCUAGCUGUUUGGCUUCCAGUUUAAAGGGGAAAAAAGUCAAAUGUUUAUAUAAUAAUAUAUUAAGAGUGUAUAUAUGUGUUUUAUAAUGUGUACAUUUUCUUUUUGUAUAGACGUUUAAACUGAAAUGUGUUUUUGCUGUUUGGUAGAUUAUUUUAUGAAACUGUGUUGUGAUGUAUCCUUAAUGUUGUGUAUUAAAGUGACGGACACUCCACA